AUUCGAACCACCGACCUUCAGAUCAGCAAGUCCUGGGUUCUGUGGUUUAACCCACAGCGCCACCUGCGCCCCUCUCUUGAAUAAAGCAAGCCCCAAAUGACCGGGGGUGGGGCGGGGAAAACUGAACAGAAGCUGAAUUGACUUCAACCCACCCAGUGAUUUACCUGGAAAGGAAAUCACGAAAGGAGAGAAUUGCGCCAUCCAUUCAACGCUCCAUUCCCCAGCCAUCCCCCUUUCUGCCACCCCAGUUGCCUUCCAUGUUGGCCUGAGGCAGGAAGGAGAGACGGAAGGGGCUGGGGGCUAGCAGGGCAGAUGUGCAAAGGGAGAGCUUAGGCAGGGAGGGAGGAGGGAGCUGAGAGCAGGAACCGGCUGCUGUGACAAACAGCCCAGGCUCCUGGGGGAGCAGGGUGAGGCCUUGCUGGAGGCUGCCCAUGGCGUUCAUGUGGCAACCCAGCCCCCUGGGGGGUUGGCAGGUGGGCCCCGCUGUGCUCCUGCCUGCUCCUGCCCCUGCCAGGGAAAAACAAGAGAUCCGCACAGACAGAGGGCUGGAGAGGAAAGCCUGGAGGAGAAGCAGGGCACCUUCUUUUCAGCCAGGCCUUCCCUGGUUUCGCUCUGCUGGAAGGAGAAGGACCUGGAGCAUCCUUUGCCAGUCACACCUGUAAGGAGCUGGCACGUCUGCCCUGGGCAAGAUGGCACUGGAGUUUGAUGGAAUCAAGCAACCCGAUUGGAAAGAAAUCGUGAACAAGAAGUUGAAGUUCCCGGAAGGCCUCCUCAACGCCAUCCAAGACGGGCAGCUGAUGAAGGUCCAGCAGCUGCUGCAGGUGAGUGACGGGAUCCUGAGGCAGCUGGAUGAGGCCGAGGACCGGGCGUGGCGAGAGGCUCUCAACCUGGCCAUCCGCACGGGCGGCGAGGAGAUCACCAAGACGCUGCUGCGCAUUGUCAAGUUUGACUUCCGCCAGAUCCACGAGGCCUUGCUGGUUGCCGUGGAUACCAACCAGCCCACCGUGGUCAAGCUGCUGCUGGACCGCCUGGACCAGGAGAAAGGCCGCAAGAUGGACAUCAAGUCCUUCUCCUCGGCCUUGUUUGACAACUCCAUCGACAACUCCCGCUUCGCCCCGGGCGUGACGCCCCUCACCUUGGCUUGCGAGAAGGACCUCUACGAAAUCGUGGACAUGCUGAUGAAGAAGGGCCACGCCAUCCCGGGGCCACACAAGGUCUCGUGUUCCUGCCUGGAGUGCUCCAACGGCCGCAAGUUUGACCUGCUCAAGUUCUCGCUUUCUCGCAUCAACACUUACAAGGGCAUCGCCAGCCGGGCGCACCUCUCCAUCGCCAGCGAAGACGCCAUGUUGACGGCCUUCAAGCUCAGCCGAGAGCUCAAGCGCCUCUCCAAGAAGGAGCCCGAAUUCAAGCCCGAGUACCUGGCCCUGGAGCAGCUGUGCCAGGAGUUUGCCUUUGAGCUGCUGGGAAUGUGCCGCAACCAGAGCGAGGUGACGGCCGUCUUGAAUGAUGUGGCGGAUUCCUCGAAUGACGAGGAAGAGGAGGACUUCGAUGACCAGGCCUUUGAGGAGGGGAUCCCCAACUUGGCAAGGCUUCGCCUGGCUGUCAACUACAACCAGAAGCGGUUUGUCGCCCACCCCAUCUGCCAGCAAGUGCUGUCGUCCAUCUGGUGCGGGAGCCUUCAGAGCUGGAGAGGCAGCACCUCGCUCUGGAAGGUCUUCGUCUCCUGUUCCAUCUUCAUGGGGAUGCCUUUCCUGUGCCUCGUCUACUACGUGGCCCCCAAAUCCAAGUUUGGCAAAAUGCUGAAGAUCCCAGUGAUCAAGUUCCUUCUGCAUUCGGCCUCGUAUGUCUGGUUCCUGGUCUUCCUGCUGGCAGAGUCCCUGGUGCUGGAGCACAACAGCGAGACCUUUUCGGGGCGGAACCAGGACAUGUGGGAGACGUCGCUGCACAUGAUAUGGGUGGCAGGUUUCUUCUGGUUUGAGUGCAAAGAGGUUUGGAUCGAGGGCUUCCGCAGCUACCUCUUGGACUGGUGGAACUUCCUGGACAUCGUCAUGCUCAGCAUGUACCUGGCCUCCUUUGUCCUCAGGCUCCUGAUAUUCUUCCAGGGCCGUGUUUUCUGUCUGGAUAACAAGGAGUCUGCAGAAUGCCGUUACUACACGAAAGCGGAGCGUCAGGAGUGGCACACUGAAGACCCCCAGUUCAUCGCUGAGGUGCUCUUUGCCGUGACCAGCAUGCUGAGCUUCACCCGCCUGGCUUCCAUCUUGCCCGCCCACGAAACCUUGGGGACCCUGCAGAUCUCCAUUGGCAAGAUGAUUGACGACAUGAUCAGGUUCAUGUUCAUCAUGAUGAUCAUCUUGACUGCUUUCUUGUGUGGGAUGAACAACAUCUACGUCCACUACCAAGAGUCUGAAAAGCUGGGGAGCUUCAACGAGACAUUCCAGUUCCUCUUCUGGACCAUGCUUGGGAUGGAAGACCACGAUGUGGUGGACAUGCCCCGGUUCCUCAUGGCACAGCUGGUGGGGAGGGUGCUGUAUGGGGUCUUCACCAUCGUCAUGGUGGUCGUCCUCCUCAACAUGCUCAUUGCCAUGAUCACCAACUGCUUCCAGAAAAUUGAGAACGAUGCCGACGUGGAAUGGAAGUUUGCCCGCUCCAAGCUCUACUUGUCUUUCUUCAGAGAAGGCUUGACGCUGCCAGUGCCCUUCAACAUCAUCCCGUCACCAAAGUCCAUCUUCUACGCCGUCAGGGGCCUCUUCCGCUUCCUGUGCUGUUACAAACCAAAGCGCCAGCAGAAAUACCCCCCCAUCUCAACCAUUUCUAACCCCUCCAUGGAUGAGGGCGGCCAGCGUACGGAGGGCCGCGCUGCCUACCGGCGCCAAGUGCUCAAGGCGCUGGUGCAGCGCUACAUCGACACGGCCCGGCGGGAGUUUGAGGAGAGCCGCAGGAAAGAUCUGGGGAACCGCCUGACAGAGCUGAACAAGUCUGUGCUGCGCCUCCUCUCCGACAUGAAGCAGCUGCGCCACACAGUGGCUGACAACGGCACGGCGGACAACCCCUUGAACGGGACCUGCGUCCUGCACAAGUACAUCAUGAAGGUGCGCAGCAGCUUCCAGAGCUACGACAAUGGAGCAGGCGGCUCUGAGCAGGCAGCCCCCACGGACGCCGCCUUGCCCCAGGAUGGGGCCGUUGCCGAAGAGGACGCAACGCCGUUGCCUCAGGAACCCUCUGAGGGACAACAGGCGGAAGCUGAGGAAGGGCCGCCCCAGGUGGAAGCUGAGGAGAGACAGCCUGGGGAGGAGGCUCAGGAGAGGCCGCUGGAGGUGGAAGCUGAGGAGAGGCCACCCCAGGUGGAAGUAGAGGUGGCAAUUGAAGAGAACCCUGUAGGAGAGCCAGAGACUUGAUCUGCCUUCUCUCCAAAGACAAGGGAUCUGUUUCAUUCUCAGCUGGGAUCCGCUGUAGAGGGUGGCGUUUCCGUAGCAGCCUAGGGGGGGAGUCAUGCUUGUAGAGUCUGCCCCGUUUCUGACAUGUCCAAGGGGCAACGCAGUGUCCUUUCUUAAGCCAACAUCCUUUGCCAAGCGAGAGAAUGUGUAUUUCACUUAGCUGGCGUGAGGGCUCUUUACCUGUCCUCACCCGGGACAGGUGAGGCUGCUGAUCCCUUGUUUUCAAAUCUGAAAGUUGACAGCUCUGAGCAGAAUGGGAAGACUGUAAGAGCUACAGUGGUACCUUAGGUUACCGGUACAUACGCUGCAGGUUACAGACUCCG
Messenger RNA from Podarcis muralis (Common wall lizard), 3757 nucleotides. Lineage: Eukaryota; Metazoa; Chordata; Lepidosauria; Squamata; Lacertidae. The record is from RefSeq and is a predicted model, not a curated record.